AUGGCAACAAAUUCUGGAAGUCACAAUGACCCAAAACAAUUUCAACGCAUCGGAAUAGUUGGUGCUGGGAAUAUGGGCACACAAAUGGCGCUCGCUUUCUCAGAGUUGGGUCUCGAAGUUUCUAUCUGGGAUGUGGUUGAAAAAAAUAUAAAACAGCUCCAGGAAAUGUCGCAAAAAAAUAAGCCCAAAAGCGAGAUUAAAGGAUUCCACGACAUCGAUAAGUUUGUCCAAAGCUUAAAGAAUGAACACCCGAAACUAUUUCUCUUUUCCAUUUCGCACGGCAAUCCGGCAGAGUCUGUGCUGGGCAUGAUAAAAAAAAAUCUCAACAGUGGAGACAUCGUCUUGGAUGGAGGCAAUGAGGACUACCGGCGCACCCAAGAGAGGCAGAAUGAAUGCGAAAAGAUUGGCGUCCAUUGGAUUGGCAUGGGAGUCUCAGGUGGUUACCAGGCAGCUCGCCGUGGGCCAAGUCUUUCCCCAGGCGGUAAUGCGGAAGCAAUAAAGACUGUGAUUCCGCUACUCGAGCUAUACGCAGCAAAGGACCCUAACGGCAAUCCGUGCGUGGCUCGAAUUGGUCCCGGUGGUUCAGGCCAUUACGUGAAAAUGGUUCACAACGGGAUUGAGGGAGGUAUGUUGUCCGCCCUGGCCGAGACGUGGUCAUUCCUCCGAUAUGGUCUGGAACUGGAAUAUGAUGCUAUUGCAGAUAUCUUCAGUCAGUGGAAUGACCAUGGCGAGCUACGAGGUACCUACCUUCUUGAUAUCGCCAUCGACAUGCUACGAGCCCGAAGGUCUUCUGGAAAGCCAGGUCAGGAGAAUGAAAGAAAAGGUUCUUAUAUCCUUGAUGAAGUCCUCGAUAAAGUCGUCCAGGAUGACGACGACUCCGAAGGUACACCGUACUGGAACAUCAUGGAGUCGGCGCUUCGCCAUGUUUCAACCCCAACUCUUGCUGCGGCGCACUACUUGCGUGUCGCUAGCGGGAACCGAGCAGAAAGGUUAGUAGCUGCCAAGAAGCUUCAACUGCCAGUACCCAAGCCAAUCCGAGCAGCUGAAGACAAAGUGUCUAUGAUCGAGAAUUUGCGCUCUGCCUUGUAUUGUUGUUUUCUAGCCUCAUUCUGCCAAGGUCUAGAAAUGAUAAUGAAAGCUUCCGAUGAUGAGGGUUGGGGCAUUGACCUAGGUCAAUGUCUUCGGGUUUGGCGUGGUGGCUGCAUCAUCCAAUGUGAUGGUAUAGCCGAUCUCUUAGAUCCUUUGCUAAAGCAUCGCUGGAAAAAUCUGAAACAUGCCGAUGAAGUAGCGGGUGAGUUGCACCGUACUUUCAAUUCAUUAAAAGAAAUUGUGGUUCAGGGCACUUUGUCCGAUCAGUAUCUUCCUGCAAUCUCUGCAUCUUUUGAGUAUCUGAAAUAUACGGGUGGCAAAGCACUCCCAACUCAGUUUAUGGAGGGGCAGAUGGACUUUUUUGGAGCUCAUGGAUAUAACAAGGUCGGCGUUAUUGGAGAGGACCCAGGGUUCGUUGAGAAAGGGCCUCAUCACCAUGAAUGGCGGCCUGCAAAGGAAUGA
Penicillium taxi is the source of this 1551-nucleotide messenger RNA. RefSeq names its product 6-phosphogluconate dehydrogenase, decarboxylating. Gene Ontology annotation, cellular component: cytosol. The coding region runs from base 1 to 1551 and encodes 516 amino acids. Gene Ontology annotation, molecular function: phosphogluconate dehydrogenase (decarboxylating) activity; NADP binding. The record is from RefSeq and is a predicted model, not a curated record. NCBI's taxonomy places the organism in Eukaryota, Fungi, Ascomycota, Eurotiomycetes, Eurotiales, Aspergillaceae. The transcript has a single exon. Gene Ontology annotation, biological process: pentose-phosphate shunt, oxidative branch; pentose-phosphate shunt.